Molecule: messenger RNA, 228 nt
Organism: Psilocybe cubensis
Lineage: Eukaryota; Fungi; Basidiomycota; Agaricomycetes; Agaricales; Agrocybaceae
Exons: 3
Coding region: 1-228 (75 amino acids)
Source: RefSeq, a predicted model, not a curated record
AUGGAGGCGAGCGUCGCUGCAAUCAAAGAAAAGCUGCAGGAGCGUGAAAAUCAUAUUCGAGAAUCAUGGGUCAAGGCCAUGGAGGCUCGUCUUGUCCGUGAGGAGCUGGGCAAAUGCCACAAGGCCGAGGGCGUUAACCACUACGAGAACUGCAAGUGGUUGUCGGAAAAAUACUUGACUCUUCUGAGAACAAACCGGGUGAAGGGUUACAAGGUCAUUGAUACUUAA